CCUGUUCAAUCAUUUUCUCUCUCUUGCUAUCACUCGUCUGAUUCGCUCUUUUAACAUUUCAAAAAGUUACACACAGAUAAACAAAAGGACGAAAGCCAAAAGGAAAACGCGUAUCAACUGGUUAAAGAUCCGCAUCAUCAUCGUCGUCGUCAUUCUCUGAAACGGAAGAUAUUGAUAUUAUGGGCAUUGAUUUUGAUUUCGAUUUGCCUUUGACAGCAAUAAUUCCCCAUUUUUCAUGAUCCUGUUGCUCUGAACUACCCUUCGCUAUCAACAAAUUCUGGAUUACAUUUCCUCAUAUAAUCUGAAUUUGAGAAGCGGAAGUCGAGCUGUGCAUCUGUUACUGUUACUUUAUAGAAAGAAUGGGGAAAACUGGAAGAGAUUGGACUCAGAUCUACGCAAUCUACGGCAUGGAUGAUUGGCAAACACCGGUGUUCCUCUUAAUCCACGCGAUCUUCUUCUCAGCGUCAUCAGUCCUCUUUCUCAUCUACUUUGAUUGGAUCUGUUCCUCCUUCGAGUCGAUUCUCCCCGCCGUUUUUUCUACCGGUUUCGCUAGAUUCGCUGCUGGUUUCACCGGCUCCGUUACGGCACUCUCCGGCGUAUGCCUUUUUUACGCAGCCGGCAACAUUUUUUACUCCUCCGUCGCACUUCGCUGGGACAUGGCUCAGCGUAUGGUCGGUGCUGUACACGACUGGUCCACCGUGAAAACAGCCCUAGACGUAGGAUGCGGCCGCGGCAUCCUUCUAAACACCGUCGCCAUGCAACUCAAAAAAGAAGGAAGCUCAGGCCGAGUCGUCGGGUUAGAUCGCAAGAACACGACGUUAUCCACUCUCAGAACCGCCGGGAUGGAAGGCGUCCAGGAGUAUGUCACCUGUCGAGAGGGAGACGCGCGUAGGCUCCCGUUCCCGGACAAUUACUUCGACGUGGUGGUGUCAGCCGGGUUUCUCCACACCGUCGGGAAGGAAUUCGGUCAGAAAACAGCGGCGGCGGCGGCGGAACGGAUGAGGGUACUCGGGGAAGUUGUCCGGGUGCUGAAAGGCGGUGAGAUUGGAGUGAUAUGGGACCUGAUCCACGUGCCGGAGUACGUUCAGCGGUUACAAGAACUGAAGAUGGAAGACAUCCGGGUCUCUGAGCGUGUAACCGCCUUCAUGGUGAGCAGCCACAUCGUAUCAUUUCGCAAGCCAUGUCAGCACGUUGUGGGUCCCAGUGAAGUUAGAUUAGACUGGAGAUUCAACAAUAUAUGUUGAAAUUAUUUAUUUAUAUAUUAAAAAUAUUAUAUCAUACAUUAAGGUCAGAUCUCGUAAUAACGAGUUCAAACGCAACUCAGUUAAUUGUUUAUAAACGAGAUCAUAUUAAAAUUUUAAUUCAAGGCUUUUAUAUUCUCCUUCAAGAA
This is a messenger RNA of Lactuca sativa (garden lettuce), 1390 nucleotides long. RefSeq lists its product as uncharacterized. Lineage: Eukaryota; Viridiplantae; Streptophyta; Magnoliopsida; Asterales; Asteraceae. The record is from RefSeq and is a predicted model, not a curated record. Gene Ontology annotation, molecular function: S-adenosylmethionine-dependent methyltransferase activity.